This is a messenger RNA of Lingula anatina, 2165 nucleotides long. RefSeq names its product tektin-like protein 1. Lineage: Eukaryota; Metazoa; Brachiopoda; Lingulata; Lingulida; Lingulidae. The record is from RefSeq and is a predicted model, not a curated record.
UUCUAAAACCUUAAAAGUUAGCACGAAGUUGCAUUUAAUUUUAACCAAUCCGCAUCAAGAUUUUAUUUGUUAAAACUGUCGCGACCGGAACAGGAAAUCCGCGAAGCGGUAACCAAGGGCAAUACCCUGUCGACCACGACGCCGAAAUAAUAACACGAGCCUCUGCAAUGAAAUAGACCGUUGUCUGUAAAUUAGCAGGAUUUUAUUGACAGGAACGGAGACAGUCUUGCCAAAGAAGUAACAUCAUGGCAAUGAAAACAGUUCAAUUAAAUACGGCCACUAUAGGACCGGAAUCGUGGCGAAAUGCCUCCUUGAAGGCAAUCAAGCUGUCGCAGAAUAUCGUGGGACGGAGCGACAAAGCUUGCGAUUUGGGCAGGUCUAUGGACCCUGUCCCGCAACUGAGAGAUACUGUUGGACAACUUAGUAAUGAUGAAAUUCAUCGAUAUGUUAGAGAAACCCGCGUUGUGGUUGCCAAACUUAGAGAAAGCAUGUUGGAUACAAACGAAGAAAUUAAAAUGCUUACCAGAGGGAAGGAAGCGCUCGAAAAAGCCCUGGAACAUAAACGCAAAGACAUUAAACUAAACAGAGAAAGUUCCGAUAUUCGUGUUUCAAGACCAGCAAGGGAAAAGGACAUAGAUGGAGCAGAUGAUUUGCUUGGUGCAGAGCGUAUGCACUUGCUGAACUUGAAGAGGAUGUUAGAGGCACAGCUUAAAUUAGUACAACAACAACUACAAGUAUUAGAUGUAGCCAGAAAGCGCCUAGCAGCUACUAUACAGGAGCGCUCCCGUGUUCUUGACCUUGUAUGCCACGCCCUUUCCUCUGUAGCCAACACCACUGUCCAACACACCAACAAUGGCAGAAUGAGUGUAAACGGGUACAUGGGGUCCACACCACUGCCUCCAAGGGUUGACCCAAUUGGACCCUUCACACCCGAGGCAGAGAUUUCUUUGAAUGAAGCCAGCGAUGCCAGGAACCGCUCUGGCAUGCUUCGACGGGAGUUGAAGGAUCUGAUCGACCGCACAGAACAGCUUCAGCAGAGUGCACACAAGUCUGUCAAUGAUGGACUCACAAGGAAGAUAGGAGAGACUGCCACACUCAAGCAACACUUGCAAGUUGGUGCCGGUGAAAAUAGACACUCUAUCCACAGAGCUCAGAGAUGGUAUGAUGCCACAGAGAGGGCGUGGGGAUACACCAGGGGUCCAGUGACCACCUCUGACUUGACCACCCGUGAACGCCUUGACCGCCCUCUGGUCAAGAUCUACCAACGCCACCCAGGCACUCAGCUGCCAGAGGCACAACUUAUUGUAAAGGGAGGGGAUGGCCUUCUGGAUUCUCUAACAGCUACCAGCAGGAACAUUGGCUUGCUCAAGUUGGCUCAACUGAAGCUGAAAGAGGACAUUCGGGACAAGAAAAGUGCCAUGGACGUGGAUAGCAGCAUCUACAGACUGCGACGACGCAAAGCCAACCAUCGUUGGGUCAUGGGAGAGGCAUUUUGAACUCGUCGUUAGCUCAACAUACUUUUUUUUUUUUCGUAAAAAUUAAAGCCUUGCUUGUGUGCAUUGCUUUAUGCUUUAUGUUUUUAUUUAAAGGAAGGACCAAGUCUCAAAGGAUUACUCUUUAUUGUCACUAUCUGCAAAAGGAAGGCCAUCACAAAGAAAAAAAAUCAAACUGUAUAGAAUUCACCUGAUCAAUAUCUUUAAUAGCCUUCCCUUCACUGGCAAGAGCCUAUUUCACCAUCAAACACAUUAAAUGAGAAAGUUAUUUUUGACAAGAAGAAAUACAACAUCAAAACCAGUGCAAUGGCCAAAGAAAUUGGACUGCAUGCAGAUUUGUACAUAAAAAUAAUCAGAGAUUGACACUGCUGAGGAGACAAUCUGAGUUUUUUUUUAACAACUUGUCAAAAGUGACAGUUGAACAGCUAGAAGUAUUAUGCAUAAAUGUGAGACAUUCCAAGAUACUGUAUUUACUGAAUUGCUCAAAUAGAAAUUAGAUAAUGACAAGAACGGAGCUCAACUUAGAUGCUCCCUUAGCCAGUGGUAUAUUACUACUGAUGAGGACUGUGAUUUUCUGCUGUUUCGAUCUCUGCUUCAUAUUCUUGUAUAUCAUACAAUUUUUCCCACUUUAACUGUAACAUAUUUCAUUUUUUCAUUUUUUUUUUUUUUUUU